This is a messenger RNA of Tinamus guttatus (white-throated tinamou), 622 nucleotides long. NCBI's taxonomy places the organism in Eukaryota, Metazoa, Chordata, Aves, Tinamiformes, Tinamidae. The record is from RefSeq and is a predicted model, not a curated record.
AUGGGUCGUGGUGGGCAUGGUGCACGGUGGCACCAUGAGAAGAUUGGCCAGGGCAUCGGGGCAGGGAGUGGGGCACAUACAGGAGGUUCCCAAGAGUGGGCACCCUUGGGUGCGCAGGUGGAAGAGCCGGGCACCGAGCAUGAGGACCCCGUGGACUGUCGCCAGUGGACCCAGCAUCACCUGGUGGCAGCCGACAUCCGCAUGCCACCCACCAUGGCCCUCACGCCACCCCAGGGCGAGUUCGACUCCGACUGCAUGGACGUCAACGUCCGCGGGCCGGGGAAGUCAGCUCUGCACUGGGCCGCUGCCGUGAACAACAUGGAGGCGACGCUGGCGCUGCUCAAGAACGGGGCCAACAAGGACAUGCAGGACAGCAAGUCUUUCCCUCCCCAUUCCCUUCCAUUCCCCCCCAUUCCCUCCCGGUCUCCUCCAUUCCCUCCCAUUCCUUCCCAUGCCCAUUCCCAUUCCCUCCCAUUCCCAUUCCCCAUUCCCUCCCAUUCCUGCCUAUUCCCAUUCCCUCCCAUUCCCCCAUUCCCUCCCAUUCCUCCCCUGUUCCCGAUGUUGCCGGUACCGGUGUUCCCGGUACCGGCGUUAUGCGAUGUUCCCGAUCCCGGUUUUCCGG